AUGGCAGCGCGCAAGAUGAUCGGGCGCUGCGUCUCCGUGUACUGGCCCGAAGACGAGCGCUACUACGAUGGCAUCAUCGUGUCAUAUGCGUCGACGCGCAACGGCGACCGCAUCCACAUCCGUUAUAGCGACGGCGAACUCCUGCCGAUUGGAGAGGGCGAGACGCUGCACUUCCCAAAUGAUGCGGACAAGACAUAUCCUGCGCCCCGCCACACGGACAAGACAUAUCCUGCGCCCCGCCACACUGCCGCGGGCCGCAAGCGUGCUGCUCCCAGCGAGGUCAGCACGAGUAACGCGCCCAAGCCCGACGCGCCGGAGAAGCCCAAAAAGAAGGCGAAGCUCAAGCCAUGCGACCCUGAGGCGCACCGCAAGAUCAGCGUGAAGAGCGAGCGCAAUGUCGAGCUCUUCUACCGCUACCUGCAUCGCCGCAUGUGCGUGCGGCUCCAGAUGGAUCGCGACAAGGCACGUCCGCCUCUCGCGACGGUCCUGGGUGUGGGUGUGACGCUGCCCGUGCCGCACGAUCCCGUGCUCGCCCUUGCAACGACCGGCAACGCCUACCGCCACCUCGAUACGGGCACGCUGACGCUCGGCUCUGACGUCAAGGCCGCCCUGGUGGAGCAUGGGCGCACACAAGGCAGCAGCGACUACUUUGCGGGCGCGCUGAUGGCGUGCCUGGUCGACAUGAGCGGCAUCAAUGCCUCUGUCCUCCGCCAGGGGCUGCAACUGCCCAGGUGGGAGCAUGCUGCGCCGGGCGAGCGCGUCCUCGAGUACCCGUGCACCCUGGAGGAGCUCGCUCAGCUCAGGCGCUUCAUCGGCGCGUACCAGAAGAAGCAGCAGAAGGCGGGAUUCAAGGGCACCAAGCUCUUUUCGGAUGCGGGCUUCCAGACGCAGGGCUUCCGGUGGAUCGAGUACCUUGCUCAGUGGCUGCGCCCGGCAUCGAGCAGCGAGGCGUCUGCUGAUCCGGCGGCGUGCUGCCGCUUUGCUGAGGUUGCGGCCCAGGUGCGUGACAGCAGCACGUGGCAGGAGGCGAAUCUCACGGUCCAGACGCUGCCGGGGGUGGGCGGCUACACGGGCGCGCAGGCUCUGCUCCAGGUCCUUUACGGGGUCUUUGGAGGGGAGGUGGCCGCGUGCUUCACGCCCAGCUUCGCCGAGGCCUCGAUGCGCGACUGGUGCGCGUACGGGCCUGGCCCGGUGUCCUCGUGCAACAAGCUCUUCGGCACGGCCGACGGCGAGACUCUCGCGGGCAUCCGCUGGCUGCAGGAGCACCAGCAGGAGCGCUUCGCAACGUACGGUCUGGAUUUCCCGUACCUUCAGCAGGCGGACGGCACGCCGCGGCUACUUGCCGCGUGCGACCUCGAGCACUCGCUCUGCUACUUUUCGCGCUACCUCAGCGCGCGCGCGAGCCUCGGCGCCGCCGGCGCGGAGGCCCUCAGCCGCGCGAUGCCCGCGGGCUUCCGGCUCUAUCGCAUCGGCAAGCUGCAGGGCCUGAGCGCCGCCAAGGUCUGGGAAGACUUUGACGCGCAUCGCGAUGCUGGUGCGGGAGGGGGUUUGGGCGCAGGCCCGACGACGGACCACAAGUCGCGGCACUACUGA
Molecule: messenger RNA, 1593 nt
Organism: Emiliania huxleyi CCMP1516
Lineage: Eukaryota; Haptophyta; Isochrysidales; Noelaerhabdaceae
Exons: 1
Coding region: 1-1593 (530 amino acids)
Source: RefSeq, a predicted model, not a curated record